AUGGCGUCCUUUCUUGCAAUAUUAGUCACCUUUCUCAUGACUAUUUCAACGGUUUUUGCCGUUACCGCUGUUGAUUCUGCCCAGACAAUAGUCUCACUCGAUUCUUAUAAAUGUGUUAAAAAUUUUGGUUACGGGCGUGUUAUAAUUCGUGGUUACUUUGAGGCCUAUUGUGGAGCGCCUGGAGGUGCUAUAGACAAUACUUUUGUUCCUAGCUAUACAAACGCUGUUAACGCAGGUUUUACAUACAUUGAUGUGUAUAUGUUUCCAUGUACUGGGACUGGUCCAAAUAUGUAUCCGAGUGAUCCAAAGAGAUCUUGUUGUGGCACACCACCAACUCAGCAAUGCCUAAAUAUAAAGUUCACCUGCAAAUCUCCUCAAAAUCAAGUUAAUGAAUUGGUACGAUUGAUUAACAACACUAAAAUAAAUGGAAACGAAAAUAUUAUAGUUCGAACAGUUUGGCUUGAUGUUGAAUCAGGUUACAGUCCUGGUAGCUGGCCGAACCCUGAUACAAAUCGACAAAUUUUACAACAAUUCAGAGAUGCAUGGAAAAGUACUAAAUGGAAUUGGGGUAUCUAUACGAAUAAGAAUGAAUGGGGAAAAAUUACUGGCGAUCCAAAUUGGGUUUUGGAUUCUAGUCUUCCACUAUGGUGGGCUUACUAUGAUGGUAUUAUUGAUUUGACAAAAAACUUCGUGCCUUUUGGUGGAUGGAAUAAACCUACAGGCAAACAGU
Molecule: messenger RNA, 730 nt
Organism: Acaulospora morrowiae
Lineage: Eukaryota; Fungi; Glomeromycota; Glomeromycetes; Diversisporales; Acaulosporaceae
Source: the annotation of a GenBank genome assembly